AUGGCCCCCAACAUCCGUGAACGCACCUACAUCAUGGUCAAGCCCGAUGGUGUUGACCGUGGUCUUAUUGGCGAGAUCACCGCCCGCUUUGAGAAGCGCGGCUUCAAGCUCAUCGCCGCCAAGCUCAUCUCUCCCUCCAGACAGCAUCUCGAGAAGCACUAUGAGGACCUCCGCGAGAAGCCCUUCUUCCCUGGUUUGAUCACAUACAUGCUCUCUGGCCCUGUCUUUGCCAUGGUCUGGGAGGGCUUGGAUGCUGUGAAAACUGGCCGUGUCAUGUUGGGCGCCACCAACCCCCUUCAGUCAGGCCCUGGCACCAUCCGCGGUGACUAUGCCCUUGCCGUUGGCCGUAACAUCUGCCAUGGCUCUGAUUCCGUCGAGAACGCCGAAAAAGAGAUCUCUCUCUGGUUCCCUAACGACCUCGUCCAAUAUUCGCGCUCCAAUGAGGCAAAGGUCUACGAGAUCUAG
This is a messenger RNA of Suillus plorans, 465 nucleotides long. Its product is annotated as nucleoside diphosphate kinase. Gene Ontology annotation, molecular function: nucleoside diphosphate kinase activity. The transcript is spliced from 5 exons. The coding region runs from base 1 to 465 and encodes 154 amino acids. The record is from RefSeq and is a predicted model, not a curated record. NCBI's taxonomy places the organism in Eukaryota, Fungi, Basidiomycota, Agaricomycetes, Boletales, Suillaceae. Gene Ontology annotation, biological process: UTP biosynthetic process; CTP biosynthetic process; GTP biosynthetic process.